GGAGCACAGAAGGUGAGGGAAGCCGUGGCUGAAGGGGGAGUAGAGCUGUGCACAGAGGAGGGGACAAGGGCUGUGACUGCAGGGACGUAGGAAGUCAGGCAGUGUUCUGUGGGACAUGGCUAUAGAAGUACUGUAGGACGUAGAUCUUCAAGUAGUAAAGCUCUGGGACCAUGUAUUCAUGAUGACUCUUGCUUUCUGCACCAGGUACUUCCCGCCAUCUGUCACCUGAAAUGAGGAGCUGAUAACUGACUACAACAAGAUGAUAUACUCUAGCAAAGCCCAGCUUGUGGCCAGUUUAUUUCUUGUAACGAUGGCAAUGGUAGACAUGUUAACACCCACGUAUCAAUGGACAGAUGAGACGGGCAAGACUAUUAUGUGUCAGAAGUGCCCACCCGGGACCUACAUGGCUAAACAUUGCUCUUCUGAAAGUGACACCGUAUGCUUGGCGUGCCCAGAAGAGCAUUAUACCCAGUACUGGAAUUACCUGGACAAAUGUCGAUUCUGCAACGUCCUCUGUCAGGAAGGAGAACAAGUGAAACACGAGUGCAAUUCCACACACAACAGAGUAUGCGAGUGCCAGCCUGGCUACCACCACAACGGCCACUAUUGCGUCAAGGAUCUACAGUGCAAUUUUCAAGAUGAUACACAGGAGGAAGCGCACACCUUCCGGCGACUGGAACUCACAAUUUUCAAGCACAAAGGAAGGAAGCCCAUCAGCCAGAAAAGAAUUCGGAACCUAUUAAAGGCUUUCAAAAACAUUGAUCCAAAACACCCUCUGCUCCCACGCCUUCUGAAAUCCUUACAAGAAGCCAACAUUCACAGUUUAGAAAAAAAGCUGCGGAAGAGAUUCUUAGAGUAGGAAGACUAGUGAGGUCUGAGAAGCAGCUGUACCUCCGCCUGAAGCAGGGCGGGCCAUACCAUUAUUCCAGCUGUGGAAUAUCAAAUAUACCUUUUCUUGGUAUCCUAUUUGCUCCACUUUUGGAGAUCCAUUAAGAAAAGAAACUUUUUUCAAUGAUUUUACCAUACUUUUUUAAAUGUUUUCUGUGAUUUUAAUUCAAAUUUUUUAUUUUAUUUCAGCACUGCCGCACAUAUAUUACCUCUUACUGUUCCUUUAAUUUAUUAUAACCCCACCUCCUUCAUGCCAUUGAAUUUCAUAAAGGUUUAUGUUUAAAGGGUUUUACUAUUUUUCACAAUAAAAGUUAUUUUAUAUAA
This is a messenger RNA of Bufo bufo (common toad), 1212 nucleotides long. It is a transcript of the gene TNFRSF6B, whose product is annotated as TNF receptor superfamily member 6b. The record is from RefSeq and is a predicted model, not a curated record. Gene Ontology annotation, molecular function: protein binding. NCBI's taxonomy places the organism in Eukaryota, Metazoa, Chordata, Amphibia, Anura, Bufonidae. The coding region runs from base 260 to 859 and encodes 199 amino acids. The transcript is spliced from 3 exons.